ACAUCGCCGGAUGCUUCAAAAUUGCUGCAUUGGGGAAUUAGCGAGCUUCAACUUUACCCGGGAGUGGAAGAUGUCUCUAUAUGCUGACCAUAUUCGUGAAUUAUUAUUUCUUUCUAUUAAUAAGUUAUAUGCUUUGUCUCUUAUUUGCAUUGCCAUCACCACAAUAACAAAUGAACGAUCGUUUGUAAAUGAUCUGUUUGUUUGCCCGCUCGCUACGGAUGUUUCCACCGCAAUCAUUCUUUAUUAUGUACCCUAGAGUUAUCGUACUACCUUGUAUGAAGGAGAGUGACACUACCCAGUGUCCAUCAUGUGUCAGACAAAGCCUUUUGUCCACGGCACGUUCCUUAUUAUUUCCAGGUUUCUCUCGGGUCCUCUUUUUUGGCCUCCGUGUCAAGACAAACUAAAGCUAUAAAACAGCUUGAUAUCAUUGCAGUACACGUUCAUAGUUCUACACUGCUAUCGACCGCUUUACUCUUACAAAAAUCAUAUUUGAAUAUACGAUCCUGCCUUUCAUUCACAUCUUGUUUGAUAUCCCUGUGCCAACGAACCUAUGGUGUCCCUUGGGAAGCCGUCGUGGAUGACACGACGCUCAAAGAAUCGCGCUGCCGUAUCCCUUGAAAUCAAAGCACAAGCUCUGCUAAUCAUGGAACAGAUAUACCUUGAUAUCCAUCUUGCCUCUCUUGAAAGUCAGAAUAACUCACUAGAGCACAUGUCAACAAACCCCAACACCUUCGCAGCCACCGCAAGCCGCACCCUGUCAUCCGUCGGAGAAGCCAUGAUGAAUGAAGACGCCCCACGCGACCUUCAGCUACAGCGUUUUAUAGACCUAGGCAAGUCGCUAAGCUGGAUGAUUCUGGGGAUCUGCAGCCAUUCAACUCACUUCAUCGCCGCUGCUGCUGCUGGGGACGGCGACGGCGAUGAACUCUGGAAGGAGCUGUACACCCUAAUCCGCUCAAACGACAUCAGCAUUGAACUCUUCGCGGAAGUCCGUUGCCUGAGCUGGUCCCUCGCUGACCCCAUCGCGGCCCGGCUAGAUAAAGGUGGAAAGUUAGGAGUCGAAGAGCAGGAUACGUAUCCCUACGUCAUCGACCUGGCCCAAAAAGCCAUCUACCACCCCAAACACUUCACCAGGAGACAAGAAAACAUCACCAGAUCUCGCUUCUUUCGAGAUGUCUUCGACCCUUCCGAAAAUCUCCGCCGCCAACCCGGCGAUGGCAACUGCGCUAUAUGCACCAGCCCACAGAUAUGCGAAUGCCAGCUCGAGCUAGCGGAAGAGAAACACCCACUCCUCGAGCUGCGCGAGUACCCCGAUCGCGGCAUCGGCGUCCGCAGCCUCCGUUCCAUCAAAGCAGGCACCUUCAUAGGUGAGUAUGUCGGUGAGAUUCGCGAUCCGGCCUAUCGCCUCGGUUCUACCUACGGGCUCCAUCAUACCCUACAUGGACGGUCGAUUGGCGUCAUCGAUGCGGCUGUCUAUGGGAAUUGGACGAGGUAUAUGAACCACUCGUGUCGGGCGGGAGUGGUUUUUGUCUCCACGGUGGUGGGGGAUCGUGCGCGUGUGCUCGUGAGGGCUAUUAGGGAUAUUGAGAUGUUUGAAGAGAUUACGGUGGAUUAUGGGGAUGAGUAUUUUAUGCCGCGGCAUAGGGUGUGUAAGUGUGGGGAGGAAGUAUGUCGGUUUAAAGAAGGGGGGGGAAGUGGAAUGGAGAGGGCGGUGGAGGAGGUGGGAGGAUAUCACACGUUGUAUAAGUCUUUAUCUGCUGCGCAGCGCUAUCUUUAGGAGGAGAAUUCCCCCCCCCCAAGGCUAUAUGUACUGUGCACUAGUCGGUACGAGUUUCAGUAGCCUACCUACAUAAAUUGCCCCUAUCCAGAGAUGUUCUCACAACUCGGCAAGGCGUGAAUAUUGGAGAGGAAACAGAUGUAACAUUCCGUAAAUGCGACAUGGAAUUUUCCUAAUAUUGAUGAGAAGGCCACGAGAUUGAAGCAAGCAAUAGCGAAUUAGGAAUACCAGAAUCGUUGAUGGAAAAUAAAAUCCCUGACAACUAGCGUAAUCUAGCAUACAUAUUGGCAGAUGGGAAACAUUUCAGCGGUACAGAACUCCCACUCCAGCUUCCAGUAGUGCAUGGAACAAAAAAGAAAAAGAAAAAAAAAACCAAAACCAAGAACAAGAACAAAGAUUUCAACAUAGAUGGCAGAGAUGAGAAAGAUGUCCAGACAUGAAAGUAUGUACAACGAUAAGACAAAAAAUGAGCAGAUCAAGACAGAGGGACAACGAAAAUAGCACAAAGAAGGCAUCCAUACCCAACACGGCCGUACACGUUUCAUAUCAUAGCGUCAACAACGUAUAGCAAGAUAGAAAAUUUCUUCUUUCAUCUACAUGCCACCACACAUCAUACAGGCCGCUCAAUCCCUUCAGAAUGAAACACACACAGAUCCGUUCAAACACUCACUCACAGUAUCUCCACCAUCUCCCUCACGUCAGCAUCAACACCAACACCAACCCCACCACCAACUUUUCCCUUCCUCUUCCCCUUCUCCACAUCACCAUCAACCCCAUCAACCCCUUCCAGCGCCCUCCUCACUUCCAAAAAGAUCGCCCGCCCCAGCACCGGCGGCACCGCAUUCCCAAUCUGCCUCUUAACGCUCUUCCCGCAAAACCGAUGCUCAAGCGGGAACGUCUGCAGGCAUGCAAACUCGCGGUACGUGAACGUGCGCGUGCCGCUCGGGUGGUAGUUCUCGCCGCCGUUGCAGGUUAUGGUCUUUGCUUGCGUGUGCGGGUCGUAGGGUGGUCGGGCCAUCGGGCGUCUGCUGGCGUACGGGACGUCGUGGUCUGGGUGGUUAGGAGGGAUUGCGGAGAUGGCGUCGUGGAUGGUACGGUAGCGGGGGAGGACGGGGGUGUUGUAUGGUUGAGUGUUUGAGGUAUCUGGGGGGCCGUGGGUGGGUUUUGGGAAGGGGGGGAGGGGUUCGCCUGGUCUGUAAGUUGGUGGUGAGUUGAUGGUUGAGAUAGAACCGGGGAUGUAUAUAUAUGUAUACAUAUAGAAGAAAAAGAACUCCGUGAGGAUUGAGGGAGAAAAGCGGCUAAUAAUACAUACCCUGAUGCCAAAAUAACCAGCCGUUGACGAGACUGGGGGACCCCGUAAUCCUGACACCGGAGCAAUUUCCAACGACAAGAAUACCCCAGUUCCGCAAAGGCAUUUAUGGUCGCGAACAGGAAUUCCUCAUGCCUCUGUUGCAGUCCCGCCGUUUCCUCCAUGGUCACAACCCUAGGCUUAGUUCUCUCUAGCAGCUCGCGCGCGCAGAAGAUGCACGCUUCAUUAUCAUCGUCCGUGGCGGCGGCGAUCGUUUUCGCCGGCGAAAAAGUUUGACAGGGAGGGGAAAAGUGUAGGAUAUCCACCAUGAUUUCCGCGGGGCUGUUGGCGAGAAAAUCCGCCACGUCAGAUGUAUAGCCAAUUGCGCUCUCGAAAUUGAGCCGGAACGAGUCCAUGGCGGAUAGGGAGUGAUCAAAUCCCCAGUUCAAGCGGAGACCCGCUUGUAAUGCGCCCCUGGAUACCCCGCCUGCACCGCAGAAGCCAUCUCCAAAUGUGUACUGCUGGACGGUUGUUGAGGUACCGCCCAGGAUUGUCGGGGCGUUCGUUGACAGAUCUAUUAUUGUUGGUGUGAUUUCUUGACCGAUGUAGCUUCCACCCAGCCGCGUUUCACCUCUCCAGCGAAAUCGCAGCGAACAAGCGUCAACCGAAUAGCCAGAGUCUGCUUCGUGCGGACGGAGGAAUUGAAUUGCUUGCUCUUCCAUCCGUGGUUUGCGGGCAGACGGAGAAGCAGAAGUAGAGGCGGAAGGAGUAGUCCAUACCCUGAUAUACUUCGCGCGGCAGAAUAGAAUCCCCUCCCGCCGUCGCUCACCCUCCGUCGCAAAACCGCCAUUGUCACCAUGUAGCAUCGGAUAAAGCUUGUUCGUAAACCGAAUGAUCCUUAAGCCGUUAACUUCGUGUAAGCCCACCUCGUCGACCUGGGUAGUUAUACCCGCAGCAGCCUCCUCGUCCGAAAUAUUCACGAUCCAGCACAACUCAUUGAUGCGCUCAGGCAUCAAUCCGUCCAUGGUAUCUUGUCGCUGAAGCCGCCAACCCCGCAGUGAUAUCUCCCCUCCCAUACCCCUUGCGACCUCCAGAAUGCGGAGAAAAGAACCAUCGCGCAGCUCCACAGAUUUCCCACUCUUGUACGUUUUGCCGUCGGAAAGGAACUCUGGGAUGAUUUCUUUGACUUCGGAGGGCGCAGUAUGGUUGACGCAGGGGGCGAUAUUGGCUGUGAGGUUGGAGAGGAUCUGGGGCAAUUGCUCGUCAUCUACGAAGUCAUCCUCGUUGUAUCUUGCGGUGAAAUCUAGCUCCCUAUCUUCAUCGCCAUCUAGGGUGUCACUGCUGUCGCUCUCAUCUAUUACGAUGGGAGGUGGGCGGUUAUGUCUGGUGUGGUGGGAUUCAUGGAUCUGCUGACGGCGUCGACGGCGGGAUCUUGGAGUCAGCGCGAAUAGCGGAGGGGGCUCACGGCCUGGGGCUAUUUGGACCAUUUUCUGUGUUGGGGGUUGUAAAAGCUAAUAUUUGACAGAUGAAAGGGUUGAAAUUGAUAUCAGAAAGCUGGUGUUGGCAAGAUUCAGAGCUGAAGUGUUCAGCUUAAAACACUUCUGAUAUAGAUAGAGUAGAUGUGAUGAAAGCGAGAGGUAUCAGUCCUUAGUAGAUUCAAAAAGAUAGCAGAAGAAGAUCAGAGAAUACUGUCCAUCAACAAGAUAAAUAACGAACUUAAGAAUUCGAGAAUUUGAGACAGUCAAUGAUCAUAGAUUCUGUUGUGUUUGUAUGGAGCAAUGAAUGCUUCAGACACUGUUUAUACAUACAUUAUUAGUCUAGAAAAAAACUUCAGAUUCUGACAGUUAAUCAAGUCAGUGUCUGAACAUCAACUGCUCAGAUCUUAACUCUUUAUUAAAGAGAGAGAUAGCUCAUGAUUACAGCUUUGCAGCUGCAUUCUCUCUUCAUCUCCCUAGAUAGAUAGAGAGCUUAUGCAGUAGAGUAGAGUAAGUCACUUGUUAUUGUUCUUUGAAAGAGGACAGCAGAUCCAAG
Messenger RNA from Blastomyces dermatitidis ER-3, 5093 nucleotides. Its product is annotated as SET domain-containing protein. The record is from RefSeq and is a predicted model, not a curated record. Lineage: Eukaryota; Fungi; Ascomycota; Eurotiomycetes; Onygenales; Ajellomycetaceae. The transcript has a single exon. Gene Ontology annotation, molecular function: protein binding. Bases 551 to 1774 code for a protein of 407 amino acids.